UCAAGGACACAUUUUAUUUAAUUGGAUUUGGAGUCCGAACUCCGAACACCUGCUCAAGAGCUCAUAUAGUCAUAGUACAGAGGAAAUGGUUGUGUUCGUCUCCGCAGCUAAAUCCUUUAAAAAUUCAAAGCUUCAGCCUACUGCCCAGCUACUCUUCAGAUUCAAGACCAUUCGAACCCUUUUGCUCCAGUCGGCUUCUGAGUCCGUUAAGUUACAGAAACUCACCGAUUCCGAUUCAGGAAUCUUGGAGGUUAACUUGGAAAGGCCUGGAACCAAAAAUGCUAUUGGAAAGGAUAUGCUACGGGGACUGCAGUAUACAUUUGAAGCUGUUAAUAAAGACCAUACAGCAAGAGUCAUGAUGAUCUGCAGUUCAGUUCCUAAAGUGUUUUGUGCAGGUGCUGAUUUGAAGGAACGAAGGACGAUGACCCCAUCUGAAGUUCAGGAUUUUGUGCAUUCUUUACGCUCCACAUUCACGUAUCUUGAGACACUCCAUAUUCCUACAAUAGCCGUUAUCGAAGGUGCUGCAUUAGGGGGUGGGCUCGAAAUGGCAUUAUCUUGUGAUCUUCGGAUUUGUGUCGAAGAUGCAGUGCUAGGAUUACCUGAAACAGGACUUGCUAUUAUUCCUGGGGCUGGGGGAACACAAAGGCUUCCUAGAUUAGUUGGAAAGUCGAUGGCAAAAGAACUUAUUUUUACUGGUCGAAAAAUUGGUGGCAGAGAUGCAUUGUCCAUGGGACUUGUCAAUCACUGUGUCCCUGCUGGUGAGGCUCGGUCGAAAGCUCUUGAAAUUGCUCGUGAUAUAAAUCAGAAGGGACCAUUGGCAAUACGUAUGGCGAAACAAGCUAUUAAUGGAGGAUUGGAGGUUGAUUUGUCGACAGGUUUGGCUCUAGAAGAAGACUGCUAUGAGCAGCUCUUGCACACAAAUGAUCGCCUGGAAGGUCUCGCUGCAUUUGCCGAGAGACGGAAGCCUAAUUACACGGGCCAAUAAAAGUGCUCAGCAAACAUCAUCUGUUAUGGGAAUCCUUUAAGCAUGAUCUAUCAAAACAAAAAGAUUAUGGUGUAAAUGGAUGACUAUAUUACUGAAAAUUUUAGUUUUUAAAUUGAAAAUUUCUAGUGAGAGAUGGACACUUGUACACACCCUUUACGUAGGUUUUAUAAACUGUUGUCUUGAGCUGUGGUGNU
Molecule: messenger RNA, 1179 nt
Organism: Striga asiatica
Lineage: Eukaryota; Viridiplantae; Streptophyta; Magnoliopsida; Lamiales; Orobanchaceae
Source: the annotation of a GenBank genome assembly